AUGCAAUUCCCCACAUUUAGUGCCCUGUUUCUCUCGAUUUUCAGCUGCCAACUAGUAUUAGAUGUCACUCAAGCGAUGGAGAUUUUCAAGGAUGGCGAUGCUGCCAUUGCGGCGGGAAGCUCCUCGGAAUACGGAAUGGCUUCCCCCACAGUCGCUACAGCGCAUCAACUUCGGCAUUGGAUGCCCCUUGCACAAGCUCCCUAUGUCAGGCAAGCUGUCGAAGAGUUCCAGGAACAUUUUGACCGUCUUUUUCAAGGACGUUCUCCAGCAUUACAAACUCCAGAGGACGCAGACGAGGCGACGCUUGCUAAGCGCUACGCCACCAGUAAGUGA
Molecule: messenger RNA, 333 nt
Organism: Puccinia triticina
Lineage: Eukaryota; Fungi; Basidiomycota; Pucciniomycetes; Pucciniales; Pucciniaceae
Exons: 4
Coding region: 1-333 (110 amino acids)
Source: RefSeq, a predicted model, not a curated record